AUGGCGUCCAACAACGCUGCUCCCCUCGCAAGCCAUCAGGACAGUCAGCCGUUGAUUUCUGAACCUUCAGUCGCCCACACCGCCAUUGCCCGGGACAUCGCUUCUUACACUUCUGAUGGCGAUGGUAGUGAUCCCGUAUACUCAACUAGCAAUGUGCUAGGCACUACGCCUCAUUCUUUGGCGGGUUCUUAUCGUCGGCCAUGUCAUUAUACCGCCGGUCCACGUGGAACAGUUGUGCCGCACGGUCAAGACCAAGAUCAAUACCUCUCCAAAGAAGAAUUAGAGCGUGCAUACACAGAGGAGAGGGAUCUGCUCAGCGAUAAUAAUGUCAUCGCGCCCGAAUCUUCGAAAAAGAAUAGAAUGAGCAAUCUAACGAAACAGCUUGGUAGUGCGGCAUUAUCACACCCGGCUUCUCUCCCCCACACCGAUGAAGAGAGCCAACAGGCAUUCGCCCCAGCGCCUACGGAGACUUCGGCUUUGCUGGGAAACCGAGAGGAAUCCCUUGAUAAUAAUGAAAUCGACCGCAAGUGGGAGGAAGCAGUAGCAUCCGGCCUGAUUCAAUCGAGCUGGAAACGAGAAGCUCGAGUAAUCGGCACUUAUUCACUGCCCCUUAUCGUUACGUUCCUACUCCAGUAUUCCUUGACUGUAGCAUCCAUUUUUACAGUGGGCCAUCUAGGGACUGUAGAGCUGGGCGCGGUGAGUCUUGCAAGUAUGACUGUCAGCAUCACCGGGUGGGCUGUCUAUCAAGGCCUUGCCACCAGUCUAGAUACCCUUUGCGCCCAGGCAUAUGGAUCGGGAAGGAAAGAGCUGGUUGGGCUCCAGAUGCAAAGGAUGGUGUUCUUCUUGCUGGUAGUCACUGUGCCGAUUGCCACCAUCUGGCUUUUCGCGGAUAGAAUCUUAGUGGCAAUCAUCCCUGAGGCCGAGGUUGCGAUUCUUGCAGGACAAUACCUCAAGAUUGUAAUCCUAGGUGCCCCGGGAUAUGCCUGUUUCGAAAGCGGGAAGCGAUUCCUCCAGGCCCAAGGCAUAUUCACAGCAUCUCUAUAUGUGCUCCUAGUUUGCGCGCCGCUGAAUGCCUUUAUGAACUGGUUCUUUGUCUGGAAACUCGAAAUGGGGUUCCUCGGAGCUCCGAUUGCUGUCGCCAUUACCGAGAAUCUUCUGCCUCUGUGCCUAUUUCUAUACGUGUACUUUGUCGCUGGCCGGGAAUGCUGGAAUGGCUUCACCUGGAAAGCGUUCCAGAAUUGGGGUCCCAUGAUUCGCCUUGCUUUACCAGGACUUAUCAUGGUCGAGGCUGAAUGUCUCGCUUUCGAGCUCCUCACAUUAAUGUCGUCCUACCUUGGAACAGAAGUGCUUGCUGCCCAGUCCGUGCUCAGCACAAUCAGCAGUAUGACCUUCCAGAUCCCUUUCCCUGUGGCUAUUGCAGGUAGCACGCGCGUCGCGAACCUUAUUGGCGCAACUCUCGUGGACGCUGCUCGCAUAGCUGCCAAAGUCACUUUGACCGGCGCCGUCAUCGUCGGACUUCUCAAUAUGCUACUCCUAUCCUCUCUGAGAUACUCUCUUGCAAGCUUGUUUUCGUCGGACGAAAAAGUCAUCGAGAUAGUUGGCGAUAUCCUGCCUAUUUGUGCGGCUUUUCAACUCUUCGAUGCUCUGGCAGCAUGUUGCAAUGGAAUUCUCCGCGGUAUGGGUCGACAAGAGAUUGGCGGCUACGUACAGGUCUUUUGUUAUUAUGCUGUGGCUAUGCCGAUUAGUAUAGGAACGGCAUUUGGACUUGGAUGGGGCAUUGCGGGAUUGUGGACUGGCGUGGCGAUUGCCUUGGGAUUGGUGUUCUUUAUUGAGGUCGUCUUCAUCAGCAGAACAAGUUGGGAGAGAAGCGUGGAUGAGGCGCAAAAAAGGAAUGCCGUUGCUUAA
This is a messenger RNA of Talaromyces atroroseus, 1905 nucleotides long. RefSeq lists its product as hypothetical. Gene Ontology annotation, cellular component: membrane. The transcript has a single exon. Bases 1 to 1905 code for a protein of 634 amino acids. The record is from RefSeq and is a predicted model, not a curated record. Gene Ontology annotation, biological process: xenobiotic detoxification by transmembrane export across the plasma membrane. Gene Ontology annotation, molecular function: antiporter activity; xenobiotic transmembrane transporter activity. Lineage: Eukaryota; Fungi; Ascomycota; Eurotiomycetes; Eurotiales; Trichocomaceae.